This is a messenger RNA of Daucus carota subsp. sativus, 2180 nucleotides long. Its product is annotated as probable serine/threonine-protein kinase PBL19. Bases 714 to 1910 code for a protein of 398 amino acids. The record is from RefSeq and is a predicted model, not a curated record. Gene Ontology annotation, molecular function: protein kinase activity; ATP binding. Gene Ontology annotation, biological process: protein phosphorylation. Lineage: Eukaryota; Viridiplantae; Streptophyta; Magnoliopsida; Apiales; Apiaceae. The transcript is spliced from 5 exons.
CUCAUCAGCAUGGUGUCAUGCACUAUGACCAAGCUUCUCUCUCAUACUCAUGUUUGGCAAACCUUGAAACCACACUGCUUCUUCUCCUUUGACUGUUUUACUAGUUCUAUUUUACUACUACCACCAAGCUUUCUUUACUCAUUCUUUUUUGAAUUUCUGUUCCAACCUCUUAAUUGAUGAUGUUGGUAGCAUACUUUUCUUUCACGGGUUUUCUUCUUCUUUUCAUUUGUACUUUUCUCUGAUAUUUCUCUGUUCCCACUCUUUCUUUCUUUCACACAUUCAACUCAAAUACCCACAUUAAAUUUCAUCAUUUAACACCUUUCCCAUAUGUUAUUUCAAAAUUCUUCAUUGGGUUCACUGUUUUUCCUCUAAUCUUUAAAGGGUUUUUCUUUUUGUAAAAUAAAGAUUAUAAAGUCUGCACCUUUGUUCUUGUACUAUUUCAUCACUUUCAAUCUUUACUUGUUUUUUUUUUAGAAUUUCUUGAGUUGGGUUUACUAGUUCUCAUCUAAUCUCUAAAGGGAUUCUUUUUUGUGUGAUAAAGAUCAUAAAGUUUACACCUUUGUGUUUUUACUAUUUCACCAUCUUUUUUCUCUACCUCCAUAGGUAUUUUCCAACUUUAUUGAGUUGGGUUUACUCAUUUUUCUCUAAUCUAUAAAGGGGUUUUUUGUUUGGGGAAAAAGAUCAUAAAGUUGAGAUCUUUUUGUGGAACAGUGAUGAGUUGUUUUCAUAUAUUCAAGGUUAAGAAAAGAGGCAAAUCCAGCCCAGAAUUGAGGAAUCAAGAAAAUAGCAAAUCAGAUGAUUUGCCAUCUAGUAGCCGUGUAGUGAAGUCUACUGGCUCAAUGCCAUCACCAAGAAGUAUACCAGAAAUGUAUAAAGAGAAAGAGCAUAUUUUGAGGGUGUUUUCUUACACAGACCUCAGAAAUGCUACUAAUAAUUUCAACAGGCUGUUGAAGAUUGGAGAAGGUGGAUUUGGGAGUGUGUAUAAAGGCUCAAUUAGCCCUUCAAAUGGCCAAGGUGAUCCUGUUAUGGUUGCUAUUAAGAAGCUUAAUAAGCAUGGAUUGCAGGGUCAUAAAGAGUGGCUUGCGGAAGUUCAGUUUCUUGGCAUUGUCGAUCACCCUAACCUUGUGAAGCUUAUAGGUUACUGCUGUGUAGAUGGAGAAAGAGGGAUUCAAAGGCUACUGGUGUACGAAUACAUGCCUAAUAAGAGCUUGGAAGAUCAUCUAUUUGGUAGAGCUUUGCAGGUUCUUCCUUGGGUAACAAGAUUACAAAUUAUCCUCGGAGCAGCUCAGGGAUUGGCUUAUUUGCACAGCGGAUUGGAAGUUCAGGUGAUCUAUCGAGAUUUCAAAUCAUCAAAUGUACUGUUGGGCAUGGACUUCAAGCCUAAACUUUCAGACUUUGGGCUCGCAAGAGAAGGUCCGGUGGGGAAUAAUACUCAUGUCUCUACAAAUCCUGUCGGUACAUAUGGUUAUGCCGCUCCAGAAUAUGUUGAAACCGGACACCUCACUACUCAUUGUGACUUGUGGAGUUUUGGGGUUGUGCUCUAUGAGAUUCUCACUGGAAGGCGGGCUCUGGAAAGAAAUCGUCCAACCACGGAGCAGAAACUUUUAGAGUGGGUGAAAAGGUUCCCCGCAGAUAGCAAGAAGUUUAGCUUGAUUAUUGAUCCCCGGAUAAGAAAUCAAUAUUCUCUGAGUGCAGCGAGAAGGAUUGCAAAGCUAGCUGAUGCCUGCCUGAACAAGAAUCCUAAAGAACGGCCAACAAUGGACCAGGUGGUAGAAAUUUUGAAGCAAGUAAUACAAGAGUCUGAAGAGGCGAAUCUAACUGGGAAGAGUUCUGCAGAGUCCUCUAGAACGAACCCGAAUACAAGAAUAACGGGUACAUCAAGAAGGCCAGUCCACUUAGCUAAGGCUUGAGUUUUUCCAUCCCGACGGCCAACGGAUCUGUUCUCUUUUUGGUGUUUGAAAAUGUAAAUGAGAUUGCGACGAGUAGAUUUGAGAUUUUGUCAUUGUAAAUAAAAUAAAAAUAAAGUCUCUGAGAUAGUAAAGCAAGCAUUCACGUAAUAGGUAAAGGUUUCUUAUUUUGCAAUUUGCACCAACAAGGUUUCUUAUGGCAACCCUUGUUUAUUUAUUUCAUUAUUUUUUCACCCUCGCUUCUGAAUAAUAAACAUGCUAGAUUUUUCUUUA